This is a messenger RNA of Paramecium pentaurelia, 1931 nucleotides long. NCBI's taxonomy places the organism in Eukaryota, Ciliophora, Oligohymenophorea, Peniculida, Parameciidae. The record is from the annotation of a GenBank genome assembly.
CAUGAGCUUAAACAAAGAAUUGAUAAAAUCCUAGAAUCUAACUAGAAUCUAAUCUAAAGCAUUUCAGAUUUACUUAAUAAAUAUUCAAGAUAAGACGUAUUUUGGAUAUUUUCCUAAACAAGAAUACUAAAAUAAUAAUCACUUGAAUGAAUUUAUUGCUGGGGAUAUGCAACCAUAAAAUGAUAUCAAAUAUUUGCGAAAAUACAAUAAAACUGCAAGUUAAGGUUUUUUUGCAUUUGAGACUUAUAAGGAUUACAUACUUUUGUCAGAACUAAAGUAAUUGCAAGAGUAAGUGAUUUUAAAGAUCUUCUAAGAUCUUCUGAUAGCUUUAUUUACCAUUCAUUAAAAAGGACUAUUAGGAAGAUGCUUUAAUGUUAACAAUAUUUUGCUUGUUGAAAAUCAGCAUUCUGUAAUGAUGGAAUAUGGAUUUUACCCAGAUCUAGAAUAUUAAGUUCCAGAAAUGAUAUAUAAUUAAAUUUACAAUGAGAAGAUAGAUAUCUUUUUGUUAGGGAGAGUAUUAUAUUAUUUGAUGGUUGGAAAUGAGUUGCCAAAAUUUUAGAUGAGCAAUUUAAGUGAAAUUUCCUCUGAUAUCAAUUUAUCUAUUGCUUAAACCAAUUAUUCAGAAGGCUUGAAGAAAUUAGUGAUAUCAAUGUUAUCAAUAGAUGUCAAUAAAAGAAUUGAUUAUUUGCAAUUGCUAUCGAAAUUUAAAAAUAAUCAAUUCUAUUCCCUUUAAGAGUAAUUUUACAAAUAGAAUACCUUGAAAAAUAUAACUUCAAAACUUAUUGACAAAAGAGAAAAAAAUACAUCAUGUAAAUUAGAAGAAUCUCAGCCAUUUGAAAUUUAAUAAACAACUAUUAUAAAAGUAAUAUUUUAUCUCAUAAAUUUAAGAAAAUAUUUGAAGAAUAGCAGAUUAUAUCAUCCUAACCAUUAAUUCAAGAAAAGAAUAACUAUGAUGAUUCAUCUGAACCUAUUAACUAGAAUAUUAGUUCUCUCUAUCCUCCUGAAUUUGAAAGCCCUGUAAAAUAUACAUAACUAAAUUAAAAUUAAAUUAUCAGCAAAGUUUCAGAAACUUAGACUUAGAUUAAAACAACAUUUUAUACUGAAGAAACUAAAAUAAAGAGUUCUUUACUUGAAAACGAUCUAUUAUUAAGUGUACUUCCAUUUCUUAAUUCAGACAGGCCUUAAGAUUAUUUAAUUUGGAAUUAGAUUUAUUUUUAUCUGUAUCGUUUUUCAUUAAUGACAAAACUUAUUGAUGAAUUACAAUAAUAUUUACAAAAGGCAAACAACAAUUUAAUAUCUAUUGCUAUAUAUGGAACAAAAAAGGCUUAGUUAAUUCUAAAAAAAGAGUAUCAAUUUGCUUUAGAAUAAUGUUAGAAUCUUUAUUAUAUUCCAGAGAAUGAGUGGUAAAAAUUUACUUAAUGUUCUGAAGAAUAUAAAAAAAUGGUUGGAAAGAUGAAGUUAGAUAUUGAUGUUAAUUAAAAGAUGUUAUUGUAGAAAGACUAUCUACAGUUGAAGAAAAUCCUAGAUUAACACAAGAAUGAAGGUGUGUUAAAAGAAUUAUAUAAAUUUAUUGAAAAAUAUCUGGAAGAUGUAAAUUUUAUUUAAUCCUAAUUUGUAGAACAAUGAGCUUAAUAGUUUUGAAGAUAUAAAACGUUCUUAUAGAUACAUUUUAACAAAUACUCUAUCUCUAUUUGAAUCUUAAGAGGAUAAGAAUAACCCUUACAUAAGAUUAUUAAUUUUGAUGUGCAUAUUGAUUAAUAGAAUAUGUGAUGUACAACAUAUUCCUUAACAUUUUAACACAAUAUGUUAAUUUUAAAAGAUUGAUUCCAUAAGUUCGAUAGUUCAAAUUGAGUAAUUUUUAAAGAGAGGCACAAGCAAAGAAUUUAUCCAACAAUUUGAAGAGUUAAAGUAAACUUAUUUUUCAGGUUGAA